Molecule: messenger RNA, 8017 nt
Organism: Tribolium castaneum (red flour beetle)
Lineage: Eukaryota; Metazoa; Arthropoda; Insecta; Coleoptera; Tenebrionidae
Product: octopamine receptor 1
Biological process (GO): phospholipase C-activating G protein-coupled receptor signaling pathway; adenylate cyclase-activating adrenergic receptor signaling pathway; cell-cell signaling
Cellular component (GO): plasma membrane
Molecular function (GO): alpha1-adrenergic receptor activity
Source: RefSeq, a predicted model, not a curated record
UUUUCAUCGCUUCUCAUUACAAUGCUCCGUUUUUUGCGAGCGCUUAUCAAUUUUCACCACUUUUUUGCUCUCAGACACAUGCCUUGUUUACCAGUUGUUGUAAGUGCGUGAUGGAUUACGGACGGUUCUCUCAAAAAAUUAUUAAUAAAUGACGAUAAAAAUUCGUGUGAAAAUAUGAAGUGCGUGACUGUUGGAAUCUCCAUGUCCUGCAGGUGAUGGAAGCAGAAUCUGCAGAAUCGCAGCCUCGGGAAUCCGAUUAAAUCUAAUCGCCGAAAAGAAAUAAAUGACUAAGAAUGUCGAACGAGUCGUCUAGCCUGCGCGACCCCCCAUUGACGACCAACUCCAGCGUGGAGGACUCCACCACCCACAUCCAAAAGCUGGCCCUCGCCGGCCUCCUCAGCGUGGUCAUCGUCGUGGUGAUCAUCGGCAACACUCUCGUUAUUCUGGCUGUGAUAACAACAAAGCGAUUACGCACAGUAACCAACUGCUUCGUCAUGUCGCUGGCAAUCGCCGAUUGGCUCGUCGGCGUCUUUGUGAUGCCUCCGGCCGUCGCCAACACCCUCAUGGGUGCCUGGGAGCUCGGCUGGGUGCUGUGCGACAUCUGGGUCUCGCUCGAUAUCCUCCUGUGCACGGCAUCGAUCCUGAGCCUGUGUGCCAUCAGCGUGGACCGAUACCUGGCCGUGACUCAGCCCCUGAGCUACUCCAGGCGAAGGCGCUCCAAGAGGUUGGCCUUCACCAUGAUCCUGGUGGUGUGGAUGAGCUCGGCGCUUAUCACCUGUCCGCCCAUGUUUGGAUGGUACGAGCCAGGAAGGCACGAGGAGAAGAACUGCAGGUACAAUAAGAACACGGGCUAUGUGAUCUUUUCAGCGAUGGGCUCGUUCUUCAUACCCAUGAUGGUCAUGCUCUACGUCUACGUGCGGAUAUCCUGUGUGGUGGCCCAGAGGCACGACCAGCUCGCACACAUCGACACCCAUUCGAGGAAAAGCCAAAAACUCGUCAUCAGCGUUAAGGAAGAGUCUGACAUUGAUCGAGUUUCCUCUGAAUGUGAGGACCAAAACUUGAGAUGUCCCAGCGGGCAGUCGGCGGAGCCCCUCAACCAGAGCCUCAACCACGAGCAGCGUAAAUCUCUCGGCACUCGUUCGCUCCGCUCGCCGUUGAACUACUCCUUCAAUCACGAGCCUCUGACGGCGCAGCGCUCCGCCAGCCUCUACCGGCCGCAGCCGUUCACGCCACAGCGCUCCCGGCCCGAGUCCCUCAACUUCGAGCCCGCGACGCGCGUCUCCUCCUUCCGCCGCGAGACCAAGACGGCACAGACGCUCAGCAUCGUCAUGGGCGGCUUCAUCGCCUGCUGGCUGCCCUUCUUCAUUUUCUACCUGCUGACGCCGUUCAUUCCCAGCAACCAGGUCAACUCGCUGAUCAUGUCCUACUUGACGUGGCUGGGCUGGUUCAACUCGGCCAUCAACCCCUUCAUCUACGCCUUCUACAGCCCCGACUUCAGGAUAGCCUUCUGGCGACUGACUGUUAAGCAUUUUUCAAAGACACGAAGGCCGACUUCGCCUUUCAGCACAAGUGAGGGCCGGCGCCGGACACGUUCGAUUCUAGUCACAGUAUUUUAUAGUUGUUAUUUAUAUUGUACUAUUGUAAUUUAUUCGCGGACGGCGGGCGAAUGCUUGCGAUUAUUGAGCGAGCGAAUGGUCGCGCGUUGACGGGUUUUGUUACGAAUAAGGUGAAGAGGGAUUGGUAAGUACACAGUUAAAAUAACUCAAAAUAAAAUAUGAAGCAAAUUACGGUAAUUGACAUUGUUUGGAAAUGGUAAUUAAUACGCAAUUAUGACUGCGAUUCAUAAAUGAAUUAUUUCAGUUGAAAAUCCAAUUUUCCAAUACACAUAUUAAUUUAUGUUUGUUAAACAGUCUAUGCUCUUGAAAGUUCACCGAUUGAUUUAUAAUUCCAGCUUGAAAUCAAUCAAUUUACACAAGAUUUUAAGUUACAUAAAAUCUGUUUUUUAAUUAAACGGAAAUAAAUGAAGAAUCUAGGUUAUGUUAAAUGAUGUUAACAAAAAUUUCAUGCCCUAUUAGCGAAAAAUUUUGCAAGAAGUGAGUUUUUAGCUCUGACAUGUUCUAACGAAAAAUCACACUAAAGAGCCAACGUUCAUUUGAUAACUUCUUGACAAAAUUUCAGGAUCUAUUCGAGUUUUUAGCCCAAAAUGACGUAAUUUUCGAUGUUAUUAAUGAUUGUAUGGUAUUUGUUAAUAAAUUUUCAAAAAAAAUGUGUUUCUAGUUAAAAAAAAAAAGAAUUAAAUCACUCUAAUUAGGGCCAAAAUAUUUUUGGUUAAAUUUUAAUAAAUGAGAAUCUUGGUUAAAAAUUAGAUACAUCUAACGAAAAAGCUCAAAAAUAUCCCAAAAUACUCCAUUGGUCUUUCUUGCAAGAAAAGUAAAUUAUUUUCCGAAAAAUGAGUAUAAUAUUAUUUGAAAAAAAAAGCGAAGAUAAUUUUGAAUUAAUUAAUCUAUUGUUCGGCUUAUCAAAAAAAAAUUAGUUUCACUCUUACAAUCAAUAUAGAAAUUAAAAUGAAUAAACAUUAAAAUGCCGUCAAUUUCGAACUUCACUGGAAAUUUUUCGAUUUUUUAGAAACUCGAAAAAUAAGUAAGAGUUUAGCUUAUAAUAAUAUAAGGUUCGACGUAAUUAGAUGUUUUUUGGACAUAUUUUAACACAAUUACGCAAGUAAAGUGAGUUUCAUUCAAAAUCGAGCUAUUAAAUCACUCUAAAGAGAUCAAAAAGCAUGAUUUUUUGCGAGUUUUUAUAAUUUUAACGAAACUUUACCAAUAGAACGAGUUCGGUUGUUAAUAACAAGAAAGAUAAAUAAAAAAAAGACGAAAAAUGUAGUAAAACACUUAUAAAACACAAAGCAACGUAAUUUUCUACCGUCAAUGGUAUCUUUUGGUCUCUUUAAGCAAAAUUACGCGCGAAAAGUAUGGGUUCUGAAAAGUCUUUGAAAAAGGCAAAGAUAUAACUAAUUACAUGACUGUUUGGUAGUUUCUCACUUAUAAACUGUACUUAAAUAUAAAAAAACAAUUUCGGAAAAUAAUUAAGUGUUUAUCUUACAAUAACGUAACGUAAUCUUCGGUGUAAUUUUAUGACUCUUAGGCGUGUGAAUGUCUCACAAAAAAUAAGCUAAAUAUCACUUUAAACUGGCCAAAAGAACGUCAAUUUCCUCCUAGUUUUUAUCAUUUUUUAACGAACUUUUACAAAAUAAUUGACUUUCUUGAUGAAAAAAUGACUUUUUAACUGAAUAUUAUGUGCCGAAGUAUUUGAAUGCGGCUCAUUACUAUGUCAUUUUCGACCUUUUCUGGGGAAAUUCUCCAUAAUAAAAGUUUUUAGCUCAAAAUUAUAAGUCACAUAAAAGUUAUAGACGUAAUUACGUGAUUUUUGCCGUGUUUUCAAGAAAUAAUUUCAAACCGGCUAAAAAGUCGUAUGCUAAUUUAGAUCUAAUCUAAUGAUUUUUUGACUAAGAACCGAUCUAUAGAAAGGGCCAUUAAAUUUUAAUUCGUUGUUAAAAAUUAACAACACGAAUAACCAAUCAAGUUGGUUCAAUUUGGUCAUGUAAUCAUGCAUUUAAUUGCGGAUUAAAUUAAUGACGCUCUAAGGGCCGGUUUACAGAACAUUUUAAUUGCAACUAAAAAAAUUUAGUUUAAAAAAAAUCGCGAUUAACUUGGCAACUUAAUUCGAAUUAGUUUAACUUUGAAUUAAAUUUUAAUUUCACUUUAUGUAACCCGACUCUAAGGUUCGUUGUUAAAAGUUAACAACCCGAAUGGACCAAUCAAAUUGGCUCAAUUUGGUCAGGUGAUCUGUUAGUCGCGCAUUUAAUUAAGGAUUAAAUUAAAGACGCUUCUAUAAACCGUCCCUAUGUUUUCAAAAAUAAUUAUCUAGGUAAAACUACGGUAGUUUUAGUAAUUUUUAUUUCUGAUUUUUUGAUGUGUUAUACAAAACAAGUUUUUUAAUUCGUUUCAGUAAAAUUACCCGGAAAAUGUUUCAGUUUCGGUUUAUAAACGUGCUUUUGCAAAACGCCAAAACAAUAAUUGCUUGAAUGUUUUUUCGCGUUUGUGUUUAUUUAUGGAAAUUACACAAAAAAGAUUAGAUUUUCUUUUGUAAAAUGAGAGCUAAAUUUGAGAAUUCGUUAGAAAAUUCGUAAAUUUUUUGUCGUAUUGGAAGAAAAUUUCGCAAAAUAGAGAGAGCUUUUCAUUCAAAUUCUGGUAAUUUUCGACGUAAUUAGAUCAUUUUUUGUCUGUUUUACUCAUAUGUUCGUGUUUGUAAAUAAAUAUUACAAAUAAAUAAUUCAUUUAUUCCCGACAGACGUUAAUCUAUAAUGGGCAGCAGAAAUAUGAGGAAAACAAACACAUACAAAAAAUAAUAAAUAAAACAAAAACAUUAAUUACUUAACAAUAACUUCAAACAUGUAGGAGUAUAAUAAGAAAUUAAGGAAAAGUGUAGAACACUUUACUGACUUGUAUGAAAGAAGGUAUCCCGAUUUAACCCACUAAUACCGUUAAAAAGAAAAAUAAUAAAAUGAAUUUAUAACUACUCUUAUAAGCGCUACAGGGUGAUUCAAUAGUGGGUUACUUCUGACAUGUCUUAAGAUGCAACCAAAAAUACUCAUUGCACUUACCACUUGGACACUUCGUUUGAUUUAAUUGAAUUAACCUAAUUUUUUUAAAUUAUAAUAGUCCAUAAUAAAAUUUUAGCAAAACUGUUAAGACAAACUUAACACUUCCUAGGACAAUAUAUUGAGGGUUAAAUUAAUUUUUUAACGAUUACCGAUCUGGUCAGUUACAAUCAGUAUUAUUGGUUGCAUAUCUAUAGAAUUUAAGAAAUAAAAAAAUGAUUCACCUUGUAUAAAGAGAUAAGAACUCACCACAGAAAAAUUAAAAGAAAAACAAAAAAACAUUCCUCAAACAUUCAACCUGCAAGUGAUUCCGACAAAAUUUCCGUUUAAUUAAAAAUUGGAUUUUGCUUUUAGCUAAUUUUAUUUAUUCGUUUCGUGGCAGCUUUCAGUUUUGUUUAUCACGCUUUUAAUAAGCAUUAAUUACCUAGUUGUUAAAUGUGUUGUGAUGUAAUUGGAAAAUUCGCAGCAGAAUUCAAUUCACUCUCUGUCUAUUAUCAUGUGAUUUAUUUACGACAAAACGGCAACGAGAAGUGUUUUUAAUUGAAUCGGUCAUGCCGAAAAUUGGGCUUGCAACUACAUUUUGCAGCGGAAGCGUUGUCAAAUUUUUUAUUGUUUUGUGUGCUCAUCCGAAAGGAAGUAAUAAAAUUCUUAUAAUAAAAAUAAUACGAAUGUCGGAUUGGGUUUAUUCGUGGCAUUUAUAUGCUCACUAUGUUCGGUGUAUAAAACGAAGAAAAUGUACAGAACGGGCUUGUGAGCUAUGACUAUGGAAAGCACGUCCAAGUUUGACACAUUGUUGAUUUAAAUUUUUAAAAUAAGUAAAGUAUGUGGAGAUGAAGUGUGCAAUCGUGUGACAUUGUUUUCAAUAAAUUUUGAGGAAAUCUCAUUUGAAAAUAUCUCCUUGGAAUGAAAAAUUGUGAUAUGAUUCUGUAAAUAUUAGAUUUGUAUACAGGCUGUACCGAUAUUUUGAAAACAAUUUGGGGAAAAGCAAAAACGUUAAACUUUUUAAUACAAGUGGUAAACAUAAGCAUGUAACUUAGGCUUUCCUUUCUCACUGUUCUGAAAUUACAAAAUGACGAAUUUUCCCUUGAAAAUGUGUAAUGUCUGGACAUUUGAUUUAAUUUUUCCGCAAAGGACGAUUAAUCCCAUGUUUAGUCCUGGAAUAACCGUAAACUAUUUAUGGGGGAGUUGGAUCUCACCCUCCAUAACCAAGCGAAUCUUCAUAAAAUUUUAUGAGGUACAACUAAAACGUUUCCUCUAGGAUAUUGAAUUCCUUCGGUGUGUACUUUAACAAAAUAAAAAUGUAACGUAGACGUGUGAAUUUAGUAGCUUAGGAAGUAGUGAAAAUCGUGAUAAUAUUCACGGAUAGAUGAUUAUGGCGUUAGUAAAUAUUUAUCUUUCGUCGGGAAAAAUCCUAUUUGUACAGUUAACGCGAAAAUUUCAUUACCAAAAGCAAAUUCACAAAAUGGACCUAAUUAUUGUCCAUCAGUUGUAAAACGUUGUCAACAACUACAAUUGUUAAUUUUUUGUGGAAAUGUUCAGUUAAAAAUUAAAAAAAUUAACCACGAUUUUUUUAAUUGCUUGUGUAAGUAAACAAACAAUUCCACAAAAAAAACUUUUUUUGUCCCAAUCUUCACCUAAAUUAAAAAAUCGUAAAAUACGCCAUUUAUUUUUUGUUGGAUUUUUUUUGGAAAUAUUUAGUUUGCAAAAAAAUGAACAAAAAAUCAACUGUGAUUGCUGGUCUCUACAAAAAAUGGAGUAAAAAAUGGGAUGUGGACAGAAAUGUUUUUUAUUUUUAAAUGUUUUAAAUUAUAUAAUAAUAUUACAAUAGAUUUAGAUAUUUUCUUCAAUAAUUUCCAAACUAAAACUGUAAAGAUCAAACUACUAGAAUAUUUUUCUUCGUAAUUUAUAAUGUUUUGUAUAUUGACUGUCUCAAUUUUUGUCAAUUUUGUUCUUCUUUAGUAUUUCUUUUUAUAUAUUAUAUUGUUAUAUUUGUCAGGACUACUCGUUCAUUUAUUAUAUGGUCCACUAUAGACCAAGAAAUCUGUUGGAAAUAAAUUCUAUUAUUUUAUAAAAAUGACGCAAAAACUCGCUCGCCUUAGCAAAAAAUGGAGCAAAAAAACGCUUGUGGCAACAAAAAAUGAAGCAAAAAAUCGCUGCAGUCACAAAAAAUGAAGCAAAAAAUGGUAGGUAUUAACAAACAAUUCCACAAAACAUAACAGAAGAUGAAAGUGGGGCAAAUAUUGCUUAAUUUUGGUACCAAAAUUUAAAAAUCGUAAAAUAUGCCAUUUAUUUUUUGUUGGAUUUUUUGUGGAAAUAAUUUGUUUGCAAAAAAAUAAACAAAAAAUUAACAGCGAUCACAAAAAAUGGCACAAAAAAUCGCUUGGGGUAGCAAAAAAAUGCCGCAAAAAAUAUCCGUCUCAACAAAAAAUCGCGCAAAAAAUUGCUGCAGCCACAAAAAAUGAAGCAAAAAAUUGCACAAAAAAUAACUUGUAGAAAAUUGCAUAAAUUUAAAAAUCGAAAAAUUUUCCAUUUUUUUUUUUUUUGAUUUUCGAUCACAAAAAAUGGCACAAAAAAUCGGUUGGGGUAGCAAAAAAUGCCGCAAAAAAUUUCCGUCUAAACAAAAAAUGGAGCAAAAAAUUGCUGCUGUCACAAAAAAUGAAGCAAAAAAUUGCACAAAAAAUGACUUGUAGAAAAUUUGCCUAAAUUUAAAAAUCGUAAAAUUUUUUUUGAUUUUCGAUCACAAAAAAUGGCACAAAAAAUCGCUUGGGGUAGCAAAAAAUGCCGCAAAAAAUUUCCGACUCAACAAAAAAUGGCGCAAAAAAUCUUUGCAGUCACAAAAAAUGCAGCAAAAAAUAGCAUAAAAAAUAAUUUGUAGAAAAUUUGCCAAAAUUUAAAAAUCGUAAAAUUUUCCAUUAAUUUUUUUUUGAUUUUCGAUCACAAAAAAUGGCACAAAAAAUCGCUUGGGGUAGCAAAAAAUGGCGCAAAAAAUUUCCGUCUCAACAAAAAAUAGCGCAAAAAAUCACUGCAGCCACAAAAAAUGAAGCAAAAAAUGCGUACUUGGAAUUUUAACGAAUUGUUUGAAUCCCUCUUCACGUUAUGAUUGAAGAUUUAGUACAAAUUUGAAUGUAAACCUAAGAUAUUAAUAUUUUUGUACAUAGUCGAUAUUGAGUUUUUUACCUUUGUAGACCCAUCGCUUAGCCCUGUAAAUAACUGAAAAAAUAAACCAUGUUUUUGUAUCUAUUUUUAUAUUUUAUUGUAACAGUGGCUUAACAACCCGUUCAAAUUCAAUGUUCCGAACGUAAUUAAGCACAAAUCAAUGUACAAUUUUCUCUCUAGCAUAAAUAGAUGUUUGUAAAAAUA